Molecule: messenger RNA, 1180 nt
Organism: Coregonus clupeaformis (lake whitefish)
Lineage: Eukaryota; Metazoa; Chordata; Actinopteri; Salmoniformes; Salmonidae
Product: interleukin-11-like
Exons: 5
Coding region: 59-658 (199 amino acids)
Biological process (GO): positive regulation of cell population proliferation; positive regulation of MAPK cascade
Cellular component (GO): cytoplasm
Molecular function (GO): cytokine activity; growth factor activity
Source: RefSeq, a predicted model, not a curated record
GGAUGAAAGAUUGGGGCUGCUGACAGUUUAUUUACAACUUUUGGAUUUUGGGGUGACAAUGAAAUUGUGCCUGGACUCCACACAGUCUAUCCUCCUGUUGCUGCUAUUGGCCCAGCUGCUUGUCCUUUCAUGGUCACGCCCCACCAUCAAGUGCCCCCUCUGUGCCCAUCUGACAAUGAUGGUCCAGCAAAUGAGAAGCCUGCAGAUGCUGACAAGUAAUCUACAGAGUGAAAGGGAUUUCAGCGGUAUAGAGCUUAUGGAGUACAACCUAGACUCUCUUCCAGAGAUGGAGCACACGGCAAAUCACCUCAGUUCACUAAAGCUAAACAACUCCCUCUCACAACUUUACACCGAUCUCUGCUCCUUUAAACUGCACGUUGACUGGCUGAUUGAUGUCCGAGUCAAUAUGAGCCUGCCAGUCUCUCCCAAGACAGUAGAGGUCACUAAAGGCCUGCAUAAUCUCUCAAGCCUCUGUUCGACUGCACUAAAGCAGAUUGCAUGCACACUACCCCAGAUUUCCAUUCCCUCCUUCCCAACACAACUCACAACCUGGGAUGUGGCUCUCCUCUCCUACAAGAUUCCUGAACAGUUAAGAUUCUACUGUCAAUGGUCUACCAGAGUGCUGCUCUUCCUUAGGUCACAGGUUCAGGGCCUUUGACAUAAAGUUUCCCGUCAUCUAGGUUCCUACUCUGUGCAACAACAAAUGCCUUUCUCCAAAGCACUGUUAACUUAUUCAAUUUAACUAGAGGUUUUACUUUUCUAAGUACGCUUACUUACUGUGAAUGCGAAUUGUGUUCAACUUGAGUAUCUAAGAUUCAGCUUACUGUAACAUGUCAUUCUUUCAAACAUAAUGCACUCUAUAAGGUCAAUUGCUUUUUACCUCACCCUUUAGUCUUAGCUCAUUUAAAUGUUGAAAUGCAAAUUCUAUUUCUUUAAUAUACAGUCAUUUAUAAUAUCCUUAUUACAGUGCUGUUACUGAAUAAUGUGAUUGAGUUAGGGUUAACCCUAACCCUAAAUCUGAACGAGCCUAUGACCCUGUUUUGUAUUGUGUUUACUGAAUGUACAGUUAUUUAUUAACCAAGUGUCUCAUAUCUGAGCCUAUUAUAUUUGUGAUGCUGGCAUCACAUAUUUUUAUAAAAAUACAUGAUAAUAUCCAUGGGAUUUACCCAUUUAAAAUAAA